Cucurbita moschata (crookneck pumpkin) is the source of this 669-nucleotide messenger RNA. Its product is annotated as sm-like protein LSM36B. The record is from RefSeq and is a predicted model, not a curated record. Gene Ontology annotation, biological process: maturation of SSU-rRNA; mRNA splicing, via spliceosome. Gene Ontology annotation, molecular function: RNA binding. Gene Ontology annotation, cellular component: sno(s)RNA-containing ribonucleoprotein complex; nucleolus; U6 snRNP. Bases 167 to 445 code for a protein of 92 amino acids. The transcript has 4 exons. NCBI's taxonomy places the organism in Eukaryota, Viridiplantae, Streptophyta, Magnoliopsida, Cucurbitales, Cucurbitaceae.
AAGGAAAGACAAAAAAUACUUUUGCCCUAAUCUUCGUCUUUUUGUUUUUGAUUCUCUUUUAGACAAUCCCUCGUACCGUUACGCUCUCUCUGUUUUUCUCUUCCUCAUCCACCUUCGCAGCCAGCAGUUGAGAGGGAUAUCCACACCAGAUAGAAGAAAACCAGAGAUGAGUAUUGGUGGUGAAAAAGGUUCUGCAUCAACAAAGACACCAGCAGACUUUCUCAAAUCAAUUCGGGGCCAUCCUGUAGUCGUGAAACUCAAUUCUGGUGUUGACUAUCGAGGUAUUCUAGCUUGUCUUGAUGGGUACAUGAAUAUAGCAAUGGAGCAAACUGAAGAAUAUGUUAAUGGACAGUUGAAGAACAAAUAUGGUGAUGCUUUUAUCCGUGGAAAUAAUGUUCUAUAUAUCAGUACUUCAAAGAGGACGUUAGCCGAAGGAUCGUCAUAGCUUUUAGCUAAGGAUCCGCCCAGGAAAGGCACAUCCUUUGGAGUUAUGUUUCUUCCUACAGUUCUAUGCUGUAAGAUUGAGAGAUCAAUCGGAAUUGGAAAUUGAUCGUUCAAGUUUGCGUUGUACAAAAAAGCUUUGUUUAGUUGGAAAUGGAAUUUACAUUAUGAUGAACCUUUUGGAUUUUUCUUUUAUUGUAAUUACUGAUCUGACUGCUUUCACCUCUU